Molecule: messenger RNA, 905 nt
Organism: Trichomycterus rosablanca
Lineage: Eukaryota; Metazoa; Chordata; Actinopteri; Siluriformes; Trichomycteridae
Gene: syngr3b
Product: synaptogyrin 3b
Exons: 4
Coding region: 1-687 (228 amino acids)
Cellular component (GO): synaptic vesicle membrane; neuromuscular junction
Source: RefSeq, a predicted model, not a curated record
AUGAUGAACGGAUCGAGUUCGGGUUCGUACGGAGCCGGCCCAGCUGGUACCGCCUUCGACCCGAUCGCAUUCAUCAGACGACCGCAGACCGUCCUGCGAUUACUGGCCUGGAUUUUCUCCAUGGCGGUGUUCGGCUCCAUAGUGAACGAGGGUUACGUCAACAUGGGCAGUGAGCGCCUGCAUUGCGUGUUUAAUAAAAACGAGGACGCUUGCAAUUACGGCAUCAUUAUAGGCGUCCUGGCCUUUUUGGCAAGCCUCUUCUUCCUGGCUCUGGACAUCUACUUCCCUCAGAUCAGCAGCGUUAAGGACCGGAAGAGAGCCGUGCUGCUGGAGAUGGCCUUCUCAGGUCUCUGGGCAUUUCUUUGGUUUGUUGGAUUUUGCUUCCUUGCCAAUCAGUGGAGUCACACUUCCCCUAAAGAGCUGCCGUUAGAGCAGGCCUCGGACGCGGCGCGCGCUGCCAUCGCCUUUUCUUUCUUCUCCAUUCUCAUCUGGGCGGGGCUGACAGUGUUAGCGGUGCAGAAGUUCCUCCUCGGGACCGACAUGGCGCUCUUCACCGCCGCUGAUGCUCCCAAACAGCAGUAUCCAUCCAACGAUGAUAUCGGCCAGACCACCAUAGAGAAGAGCCCGUCACUCAUCGAGACGGUGGAGACACGCCCGCCUGGCUACCAAAUCCCACCUGCUUUCUAAGCUGGCGGCCAAUAAGAAGAGAGGAGGCGGGAGGGGAGGAAAGGGUUUCGUUCUGAUACUGAUGUCAACACACCCACUGCUUUUGUGUUGGGAAUCUCUAUAAGGCUUUCUCCAAUACUUCUGUACCUAUACUCAGAUACUCUGUGGCCAAAAGUAUGUGGACACCAUUCUUUUUUAGCCACACUAGACAAAUCCAAUUGAACAUCAACAUUUUGUAA